This is a messenger RNA of Hevea brasiliensis (rubber tree), 1559 nucleotides long. Its product is annotated as protein METABOLIC NETWORK MODULATOR 1-like. The record is from RefSeq and is a predicted model, not a curated record. Bases 1 to 1185 code for a protein of 394 amino acids. The transcript has 3 exons. NCBI's taxonomy places the organism in Eukaryota, Viridiplantae, Streptophyta, Magnoliopsida, Malpighiales, Euphorbiaceae.
AUGGAAUAUAUUCAUGGAAACUUGGUACCGAACAGAGCAUUAGAUCCUGGAACUGGAACGGGCCGGUUAGCAGGGAUAGGAGGUUGCAAAAGAGGGAUAUGGCUUGGCAUUGCAAACGGUUGCUGGCCACCAGCUACAAAAGCUGGGGGUGCACACAAGCGUGGUCGUCCACGUAAGCAUCCAAGACCAAAUCUUGGUCAUGGAAGUGAUGUUCAUGCUUCAAUGAAUCCAAAUCCAAAUCAUGGGGAGAGCUCUCAUGUUCCGCCUGGAUUUGUAGGGGUCAAUGGAGGUCAGCCCCAUCAAGUAGAUUCAGCUAAUGAUGCAACUGAUGUCAUGGUGGGUCAGGUAGUUCAUGGUGUCAUUGAGGCAGCAUUUGAUGCUGGAUAUUUACUCACUGUUAGGGUUGGCAACUCAGAAACCACUUUGAGGGGUGUUGUUUUUAAGUCUGGACGUUAUGUUCCUGUUUCCACUGACAAUGAUGUUGCCCCAGGCGUCCAAAUGAUCAGAAGAAAUGAGAUUCCCAUCCCAAGAGAUAGAAAUGGAAUUGUUCAUACAGCUCGAGCGGCUAAUCCGAUAACCUCCGAAGGCAAACAGGUGCCUUCAAUGGCAAAUCAAACUCCUGUGAUCUCAAGAGGCAAUGUGGUGCCUGUUUUACUCCAACCUGUUGAUUUAUCAAAUGGGAAUGCCAGUGGACCAUCUUCAGCCGCAACCCAACCUACUGAUGCAGUGGCCUUCAAGGGAAAACGGGUGCUAGAUGCUGCUCAUCCAUCAAAUGGAUCAACACCCACAAACCAAGUGCUGGCAGUUGAAACCCAGUUGCUUCACUUUCAAUCUCAAAAUGACCACCAGUUAAUGUCUUCAAGCAUACAAAAGGAAGCCAGUGUUAAUCAAAAUUUAGCAGCAGCACAGCAAGAUGCUGAAGCCAAAUCAAUGAAAUUGCCUGAGGAUGAUAUCAGUGACACAGAUCAGCCGCUUUCUGUUGAGCCCUUGCAAUCAGUGCAGCCUGCCCUGCAUAAUCACCCUGCAGUCGUGUCAAGACCUUUGGUUAAUUAUAGAACUGCCAAGAUGACUGAGUUAUUGCAGGUUUUGCAGGAAAACAUGACAGAGAACCAGGCAACUCAGGUGCAAGAUGAAACUACAGAUGCCAGACUGAAACUGGAUGAACUGAGAAGCUCAGAAACCUAGCAUUGAGAUGAAGACAGUGAUCAUUCAAAGAAAUGUCCACAAGCAUCAAACGGGGAGGGGCGAUGUUAAGCCUGCUACUUACUACCUAACAUGUUCGAGAAGAAUUUGCGGUAAUUGGACAAUUAUGUAGAAGGCUUGUUAUCUUAGAAUAGGUGAAGGCCAAAGAAAAUCUAUGUUUGAGCCUUUUGAUGCUUUUCAUUCCACAGAUUUAACAAAAAAAAAAAAAAAGCAGCUGCACUGGCUGCUUGUUUAUCAUCUAGUAAUUGUAAGUUAAUGCGACAGUUCGAAGGUUAGCCUGUUAAAUAUUUAGACACGACAACCCCUUUUUUACUGUUCAUGUUAUCCGAGGAUGUGCCUCAGGUUUUGUGAUCCAA